Messenger RNA from Callorhinus ursinus (northern fur seal), 327 nucleotides. RefSeq names its product small cysteine and glycine repeat-containing protein 6-like. Lineage: Eukaryota; Metazoa; Chordata; Mammalia; Carnivora; Otariidae. The record is from RefSeq and is a predicted model, not a curated record.
AUGGGCUGCUGUGGCUGCGGUGGCGGCUGCGGUGGUUGCGGCGGUGGCGGCGGUGGCUGUGGCGGUGGCUGCGGCGGCGGCUGCGGCGGCGGCUGCACCACCUGCAGGUGCUACCGGGUGGGCUGUUGCUCGGCCUGCUGCCCCUGCUGCUGCGGCUGCUGUGGGGGCUGCUGCAGUACCCCCGUGGUCUGCUGCUGCCGCCGCUCCUGUCGCUCCUGUGGCUCGUGUGGCUGCGGCUCGUGUGGCUGCGGCGGUGGAAAGAGCUGUUGCCAGCAGAAGUGCUGUUGCCAGCAGAAGAGCUGUUGCAAGAAGCAGUGCUGCUACUAG